Molecule: messenger RNA, 1232 nt
Organism: Cyprinodon variegatus (sheepshead minnow)
Lineage: Eukaryota; Metazoa; Chordata; Actinopteri; Cyprinodontiformes; Cyprinodontidae
Exons: 3
Biological process (GO): cell surface receptor signaling pathway; T cell costimulation; cellular response to lipopolysaccharide
Cellular component (GO): external side of plasma membrane
Source: RefSeq, a predicted model, not a curated record
ACUCGCUAAGACACUCUUCUACUCACAUCCACACCGUUUGUCAGGGUUGCUUGCUCUAAACUUGCUCAACUACUCUGGGUGGAUAUACAAUCAAAACUCUGUUUUUUAAGAAGAAAUCUCCUCUAACCUUUUGACUGAAUCAUGCUUCUUGCUCUGUAGGUAAGGGACGCUUUAUAGUGUUUAAAGGUUCCCACAGGGAUAAAACAAAAGAGCUCCCGGUCUACUCGACCCAGACCCCAUCUUCAACAGGGGAGCAGAUGUGACUGAGGAGGAGAGGGGGUGAAAGAAACCCAAUCUCCCCCACCCCGUCCCACACUCAAGAACAAUACCCUGCCUUCAGCUGGAAAGGGUCAGCUUUUGUCCUUCUCCCCGGGCUACAGCUCAGUUGAAGAGCAGACAGACGCGCUGACAGGUUGCAGCGAAGAGGAGACGACGAGGCAAAACAGCCUGCUGCACUAUAGUUGCUUCGAUUCAGUACUUGGACAGUUCCUGAUCAACAACUAGAGAGAGUGUGUGCAUGACUUUAGAAGCUUGUGGAGUGAAGGAUCUGUUUUGUGAGGGAUAAAAUAUUACAUCUCAUUUUCAGAUUUAAACAACAACAACAAAAAAUACUGAGAUGCAGCCACCUUUUUCAUUCAAGCUUGACCUUAAUGGUCCUUCUCGAUCCCUGGGAACAGAAGAAAACACCUCCACCACCAGCAGCAGUUUGCUGCAUCUGGGAGAGAAGCAGCUCUUUGAGAAGUUUUGGAAGGGGACUUUCAAGGCUGUGGCCACCCCAAGACCAGAGAGUGUUAUCGUGGCAAGCAUUACCUCCAGUCGGAGGGUGAUGAGCUCAGAACCAACAGCAUCUUGCCUGCUUCAGGCAGAUGAUCGGAAAGCUGCUGACACACAGGCGGACAUUGCAGACAGGAACGGCUGCAUCAAAGGAAGCAGACGUAAACGCCACGGCCACCGCAGGGCCAGAGUCAAAGUAUUAGAAGAGAUUGCUACAGUGAAAUGGAGCCGCUUUGAUCUCAAUCCCAGUUCUGUCCAUAAACGGAGAGAAGGAGACGACCUACGGGAACAAAAUCAGCAGUUCAGAGGACGAACAUCAAUGAGACCUGAUGCUCUAGACUCUCAGAACUUCAGCCUGACUCUGAAAGAACCUCAACUUUCUGACAGCGGCGUCUACAUCUGCAGCAUCAUUGAUAAGAAAGAAGAACUGCUGUCAGAUGUUCAGCUGGAUGUCAGAG